UCCUCGUCAGACACCCGAAAACGAAAUGCAGCCUAGGCCCGCCGCCGCCCCGCUCUCCGCUCCCGCCCCUCCCAACGAUUCCGCCGCCGCCGCCGCCGUAGUCUCUAUCCUCAGCGACGCGGACCCCGACAACCGCCUCCGCGCGUCCGGCAUCAGCCCGGACCCCGCCCUGUUCCCGCACCUCCGCCAGUCGCUCACCACCCUCCCCGAGUCCGCGUUCCCCGCGCUCGCCCGCUGGGCCGGCUCCGCCGCCGCCGUCUCCCUCCUCGCCUCCCGCGGCCUCUUCGCCGCAUCCUGGCGCCUCCUCCUCCUCCAGUCGCCUUCAUCCCCGCCCCCUCCCCUUGCCGCCUUCGCUCCGCUCGUCCGCCGCUACGCCCGCCUCGGCCGCUCCUCGGCGGCUCUCCGCGCAUUCCACUUCCUCCGCCGCAACCCCGACCGCUACACGGUCGAUGGCGACGGCGCCCCCGCCGCGACCUCCCUCCUAAACAUGGCUGUCGGGGCGCUCUGCAAGGAGGGCCACCCGCGCCCGGCCGCGAAACUCGUCGAGCGGUGCCGGCGCGAGGGGGAGCUGGCGCCCGAUGAACGGACCUACAACAUGCUCCUCGAUGGCUGGUCCAGCGCCCGCCGGCUGGACAAGGUCGGGAAGCUCUGGGCUGAGAUGCGCGUGGCCGGCGUGCGCCCGACGGUGGUCUCCUACGGGACUCUCAUCAAGGCGGUUUGUCGGAUGCAGCAGCCGGACCAGGCACUGUCUCUCCUCGACGAGAUGCGGAAGGAGCGGAUCGAGGCGAAUCUGGUUACCUGCAACCCCAUCGUGCAUGCCCUCGCUCAUGCCGGCCGAUUUCGGGACGCAUACAACCUGCUCGAGAAAUUUCCUCUCUACGGGGUGGCCCCUAAUAUCUCAACAUUCAACUCGCUCGUGUUGGCUUACUGCAAAUAUGGAGACCUUGCCGGGGCAAGCGGUGUGCUCAAGGCCAUGAUGGGGAGGGGCAUCUUGCCAACUGCAAAAACGUACAAUUACUUCUUCGUGUUCUUUGCCAAGACCGGGAAUGUUGAGCUGGGGAUGAAUCUUUAUAACAAGAUGGUCAACAAUGGUUAUGCGCCGGACCAGACCACUUACAACCUCCUGGUCAAGAUGUUGUGCGAGGCUAAUCGGCUUGAAUUAGUGGUGCAGAUGAUAAAGGAGAUGAAGGUUAAUGGCUUUGAGUCUGAUCUGGCAACAAGCACCAUGCUGAUACAUUUGCUUUGCCGAAGCCAUCGGUUUGACGAAGCAUGUGCUGAGUUUGAGGACAUGUUUCGUAGAGGGCACGUGCCCCAGUAUAUCACUUACAGGAUGCUUAUGAAAGAGCUCAAGCGGCUGGGUUUGGUUCAACUGGAAGAGAAGUUGACCGACCUAAUGCGCUCAGUACCACAUUCUACAAAGUUGCCUGGCAGCUACAGGGAAAAGGAAGGCGACAAUGCUAAAGAAAAGAGAAAAUUAAUAUUGGAGAAAGCUCAGGCUGUUUCCAAUGUUCUGAAGGAGUGUAAAGAUCUGAAGGAGUUGCACAAGCUAAAAGAUGAUGAAGAAACUGAUGUCCAGGUUGCAGAUAGGAUAGUAGCCAACAUUAGAAAAAGAGUAUAUGGGGGUGUCUCUAGGUUAGCCUCUCCACCUCCUUGAACAUCGAGUUGGCAAAAUCAAAUCAUGAAGAUUUACUGGAUGAUCAGGGAUUUAGAAGUUGAUCACCUAACCAAUUUAUAUUUCACAUGGUUGAUUGCCCUUUGGGAUGUUCAAGAAGCAAGAAGAGAUUGUAACCUCUAAUCCUGUUUGGUUCUUUUUGUGGAUUGGAUAUCCUCCAUGAGAAAUUCACAGAACAGAAGCAGUGGACAUGCAUGAAUUAAUUUAGUGCUUAAGAUGUGGGAUGGAACACACAAGCCUUCUCCAUAUAUGUUUUUAGGUGGGUUAUCAAUAUCUCGUGUUAUAUCUAUUUUUGGGAUCAUCCUUAACGAAGAUGGAGAACUCUUAAUUGAAAGAAGGAUGUCUCUUUUAUAGGAUACCUCUACUAGGAACUUUACAGAUUGAGGUUUGUCAUCCUUGUCCUCGCCGUUGUUGCAUCUCUCGGCGUCGGCGCCGCUGCCGCAGUUGGCAAGCAGGACAAGUUCCUGGCUCCAGUGC
Messenger RNA from Triticum dicoccoides, 2149 nucleotides. RefSeq names its product pentatricopeptide repeat-containing protein At5g11310, mitochondrial-like. Gene Ontology annotation, biological process: RNA processing; mitochondrion organization. The record is from RefSeq and is a predicted model, not a curated record. Gene Ontology annotation, cellular component: mitochondrion. NCBI's taxonomy places the organism in Eukaryota, Viridiplantae, Streptophyta, Magnoliopsida, Poales, Poaceae. The coding region runs from base 26 to 1654 and encodes 542 amino acids. The transcript has 3 exons. Gene Ontology annotation, molecular function: protein binding; mRNA binding.